Leguminivora glycinivorella is the source of this 1943-nucleotide messenger RNA. Its product is annotated as UDP-glycosyltransferase UGT5-like. The record is from RefSeq and is a predicted model, not a curated record. Gene Ontology annotation, molecular function: UDP-glycosyltransferase activity. Lineage: Eukaryota; Metazoa; Arthropoda; Insecta; Lepidoptera; Tortricidae.
GGAUUAGAUAACAUUUUGCUCAUGCAACAUUGUAUUGUAUAUGCACAACAUGCACGUGUCCAAGUAAUUAAAACCAGCUUUAAAAUACUCUUAGUUGCACAGUUAUCUUUCUAAUCACAGUAAAGACAGAUGUAUUACUGUCAACGGUUUCUAUAGGAUUUUUAAAUAUUUUAGUCCUACGAAAAAGAGCAGUGAAGUGAAUCUUGCAACACUUUUAAGGCUGUAAAACAGAGGACUAAGUUCGCUACCUAUACUAAUUUCAAUAAUUAUAUCGUGAUUGCUUCAAGUGGAUUAAUAUAAGAUGCGACGUUGCUCACUCGUGGUUGAUUGCACACAUGAUUAGUGAAAGAACUAAGAACCCGUCAGUCUUACUCUAAACGCAUCUAAUUCAAGAGGCAAGAAUGAGGCUCUCGGCGCCUAUAAUCCUGAUGUCGCUGCUGGGCUGGGGCUGCAGCUACAGGAUCCUGGUGGUGUUCCCGCUGCCCGGCGGCAGGAGCCACAGCAUCCUCGGGGAGGGGAUCGUGCGCCACCUGCUGGCCGCUGGCCACGAGGUGACGUACAUUACUGGGGUCCCCUCGAAAAUAUCAGCCCCCAAGUUUCGACAGAUCGACGUCUCAUCAAUUAGAACUAAAAUUCAUAACCCGGAGGACGUCUGCGACAUAGAAAAGAUCCUGAGCCAGGGCAGAGAAGUGCUGUUCAACCAGGAGAUAGCGUGGCUGCAGCUGGGGGUCCACAACCGCACGGCCACCCACGGGCAAGUGCAGGCGUUGAUGCUGGACCCGACGGAGCAGUUCGACCUGGUCAUCGUCGAGUGGCUGUUCAAUGAGUUCUUGGCCGGUUUCUCGACUGUGUUCAACUGCCCUUACAUCUGGGUGUCGUCUCUGGAGCCCCACGGGCUGGUGCUGUCGCUGAUCGACGAGUGGACGGAUCCGUCCUACGUGCCCGAUGUUCAUUCCAGGGCCCUCCCGCCGUUCACUUUCGCAGAGAGGAUCAGUGAGUUGUGGACGAUCUUCAGGCACAAAUAUAUCAGAUGGCAGCUAAUGUCGGAAGAGCAAGUGUUGUACGAGAGCGCGUUCGGGCGGGCGGCGGCGGCGCGGGGCCGGCGGCUGCCGCCGCUGGAAGCCGUCAAGUACAACGCCUCGCUCAUGCUGGGCAACUCGCACGUGGCUAUCGGACAGGCCACCAAGCUGCCGCAGAGCUACGUGGCCGUAGCUGGGUACCAUAUUCAGGAUAAACCUUUACCUGAAAAUUUGCAAAAGAUCAUGGAUGAAGCCAAAAAUGGGGUUAUUUACUUCAGUAUGGGUUCGAUGAUAGAGGCCCACCGCAUGCCAAAGACCCUGAAGCAGGGGCUCUUGGCUAUGCUAGGGAGCUUGAGACAAACUGUCAUUUGGAAAAUGGAAGAAACACCGGAUAACUUGCCGAAAAACGUCCACGUCGUGAGCUUCGCACCGCAGCAGGGUAUCUUAGCUCACCCAAACUGCAUCCUGUUCAUCAGCCACGGGGAGCUGUCCACGAACGAGGCCCUCCACUUCGCCGUGCCCGUCCUCGGCGUGCCUGCCUUCGGGGACCAGUUCCAGAACAUGAAGCGCGCCGUCCAGAAGGGAUUCGCGUCGCAAGUUCCGCUGAGCUACAAUCUUCCACGAGAACUGAAAGUGGCAAUUGAAGAGAUGAUUGGAAAUCCUAAGUACAGGGAGGCUGUGCGCGAGUUGUCCCUGAUGUACCACGACCGGCCUGCGCCGGGCGCGGAGCUGGUGCAGUGGGUAGAGCGCGUGGUGCGCACGCGCGGCGCGCCGCAUCUGCGCUCUCCUGCGCUCCUGGUGCCCUGGUACCAAAAGAUGUACUUCGACCUGCUGGCUCUUGUGGUUGUCGUUGUUUUAGUUAUUUAUUUUACUAUAAGACGAUAUAUGACGAAGGAGACUGAUGUGAAUAAGAAGAUGAAAUGA